AUGCGCCAGCUGCGCGCCUUGAUCCUGGCGUGUUCCCUGCUCGCCGCAGCGCUGCUCCCGGGUCCGCGCCACGCGCCGGCCGCCGCCACCGCCCUCGAGUCGGGACUCGGCUUCUCGGACACGGAGCCGGAGGAGGGCGAGACCAAGGCUUAUGCGGGCAAAGAUCUGGAGGAGCAGCUGCGGGCGGUGUCUAGUGUGGAUGAGCUCAUGACUGUUCUCUACCCGGAGUACUGGCAAAUGUACAAGUGUCAGUUACGGAGAGGAGGCUGGCGACAGAGUGAAGAACAGCCCAGCGUCAAUACAAGGACAGAAGGCACUAUAAAAUUUGCCGCCGCACAUUAUAAUGCAGAGAUCUUGAAAAGUAUUGAUUAUGAGUGGAGAAAGACUCAAUGCAUGCCACGUGAGGUGUGUGUGGAUGUGGGGAAGGAGUUUGGAGCAGCCACAAACACCUUCUUUAAACCUCCAUGUGUGUCCGUCUACAGAUGUGGGGGCUGCUGCAACAGCGAGGGGCAUCAGUGCAUGAACGCCAGCACAGGCUACCUCAGCAAGACGUUGUUUGAAAUUACAGUGCCUCUCUCUCAAGGCCCCAAACCAGUAACAGUCAGCUUUGCCAAUCACACUUCCUGCCGGUGCAUGUCUAAGCUGGACGCUUACAGACAAGUCCACUCAAUUAUUAGACGUUCCCUGCCAGCAACACUGCCGCAGUGCCUGGCCGCCAACAAGACAUGCCCGGCAAAUCACACGUGGAGCACCCACGCCUGCAGGUGCCUUGCUCAGGAAGACUUUAUUUUUGCCUCUAGCGCUGGAGACGACUCCGCGGACGAAUUUCAUGGCAUCUGUGGACCCAACAAGGAGCUGGAUGAAGAGACUUGUCAGUGUGUCUGCAAAGAGGGGCUUCGGCCUUCCAGCUGCGGACCCCACAGGGAACUGGACAGGGACUCAUGCCAGUGUGUCUGUAAAAACAAACUUUUCCCCACCUCGUGUGGGCCCAACAGAGAAUUUGAUGAAACCACCUGUCAGUGCGUGUGUAAAAGAACCUGCCCGAGAAACCAGCCCCUCAACCCUGCGAAAUGCGCCUGUGAAUGUACAGAAAACCCACAGAAAUGCUUCUUAAAAGGAAAGAAGUUUCAACAUCAAACAUGCAGUUGUUACAGACGGCCGUGCACCAACCGGCUGAGGCAUUGUGAGCCGGGACUCGCGUUCAGCGAAGAGGUGUGCCGCUGUGUCCCCACGUACUGGAAAAGACCGCACGCGAACUGA
Pteronotus mesoamericanus is the source of this 1260-nucleotide messenger RNA. RefSeq names its product vascular endothelial growth factor C (gene VEGFC). The transcript has 7 exons. Bases 1 to 1260 code for a protein of 419 amino acids. Gene Ontology annotation, molecular function: chemoattractant activity; growth factor activity; vascular endothelial growth factor receptor 3 binding. Gene Ontology annotation, cellular component: membrane. Gene Ontology annotation, biological process: positive regulation of angiogenesis; positive regulation of protein phosphorylation; sprouting angiogenesis. The record is from RefSeq and is a predicted model, not a curated record. Lineage: Eukaryota; Metazoa; Chordata; Mammalia; Chiroptera; Mormoopidae.